Messenger RNA from Elaeis guineensis (African oil palm), 3144 nucleotides. RefSeq lists its product as uncharacterized. The record is from RefSeq and is a predicted model, not a curated record. Lineage: Eukaryota; Viridiplantae; Streptophyta; Magnoliopsida; Arecales; Arecaceae.
ACACCUCUGACCAAAUCCUAAUCGCACCUAUCUCCCUCCUUCCUCCUCCCGCCUCCCUUGUCGCUUGCUGUGGAGUUCGCAACAUCUGGAUCGCACGCAAAAAGAAAGGUGUCCGUAGGACACCUCCUUGCUCGUGUGCGUCAUCCAAAUGGCCAAGCUGUUGCAGCGCCAGAACUCCGAUCUGGCGUACCAAAAGAAAUGCUCAGGGUGUCUGUGGGGUUUCCGUCAGUUCUUUGAUUUCCACCAGCGUCUUCGUAUCAGAAAGAUGCUCACAGACCGGAACCAUGGUGAUGGCAAAAGUUAUGCAGGAAUUGAAACUCCAAAAUCACUUGUUCCUUCAACUGUCAAGAAACAUGACAUUGUGAAAAGUGAAACAAACAUCCUGAUAGGAAACAAAGGUAACACUACAAAAAGAAGGCGAAGCAAGGGACACAUGAGAGCUUUAUUUUUCAAAACAUUGGCCAGGAAACAAAAUGAGAAAUGGAAAACAUCACCUGUAACCAGACAGUUGCUGCGUACAAUUUCCAUCCAUCAUUUAGAGUGUGAUGAUUAUGUUCUUCAUGAUGAAGUAACUUCUGAUAAUGAACCUUCAACAAUUGAAUUAAGUCCACAUGAGUCUGAUUCUUCUGCAGCCAGCAAACAUGUUCCACUGUCACCCAGUGGCUCAGAUGGGCCUAUUUUUGGUAAAAUGUCUGAGUGUAGGGCCAUGAAUACUGUAAAUCAUGUGGACGAUAACCUUGUUUAUGAGCUUGGAGAUCAUUCAGUAGAGAAGCAAGGAAGACUAGUAGAAAAGAUAAAUGGAGCAAAUGAAUCCUUAUCAAAGCAGAAGCAUGUGGAUGCAAAAAGAUUGGGAAGAGAUGCGGUUAUCCAGUCAAGUUUUUUCAUCAAUUCGUUGGAGUUAUUCAGGACAGACAGGGACUUAUUUAUAAAAUUACUUGAAGAUCAAAACUUUGUCCAGGAAAAUUUUUUAUGGUGUCGUCAUAGUUCCAGUACAAAGAAAUUAUUAACCCACUCUAGUUCAUUCCCACGAGCAGGCUUGUCGGGAGGGAAAGCUGGUCCAUCCAGACGUAAUCAUAAGUGGAAGGAAAGCGAAUUGUUUGUCAACCAAGAAAAGAAGUCCCAGCUUGGGAAUACACCUUCAAUUUCAAGCACCAUGAGUAAGGGUGCUAUGACAUCAAAGGCUGGUAUUAAAGUUGAUAUUCUGAAAUCAGAAUUUGCAACUAUGGAUGCUUCUGUAGUUGGUUCUAGUUCUGAGGUUUUACCUGGUUCUACUCAUGAACUGAAAAGCCAGAGGGAUCAUGGGACUGUUUUAAAUCACUUCAAGGACCUUCAACAGAGAACAGAAAAUGUGGUAAACAAGAAUAGGAAGGCGAAUCAUCGGAUUUCAAUGGAUGGAAUUCUCCAUAAAGUCCCUUAUGGACAGAAGGUAACCGAGGAUGUGAUGAAAGAAAAGUUGUGUCGGUCUGCCUCGGCUGGAUAUGACAGAGACAACCCAAGAGAUAAUAUUGGCAUUUCUGCUAACAGGUAUCUGCAUCAAAGUAUUCAAAGGUCUCGCUCUCUUACUGAAUCCCUAGAUAGGUAUUCUCAUUUGCUUGAGUCCAUUUCAACCAAAGAAUCCAAAAGGUUGCCUGAGAGCUUGAAGUCAAGCAAUGAAGACGGUGGCUUGCAGCAUAGGAAGACCCUGAAAACCUCUGCUAGAAUUUUUUCUAAUCCUGAAUUUUUGAGCUCACAUUCGUUUAGUGAAGAUGUGCAAAGUGAAGUAUUUUGUGCGGCAUUGUCAUCAGAGGUAUCAGCUACUAGUUUUCUGGAUAGUGAUGUGGCAGUUAAUAUCCAUAGUUUUCUUGGGCCAGAGUCUGUGGGUACCCUUGUGCACGCAAAGCAGAUCAAGGAAUCAGAUACUACAGAACAUAGUAUAGAUAUAAAUGUUAGUGGGAUAACAGAUGAAAGUCUAGAAUGUCCUUUAUUAACGAACGAGCAUGACCAAAGUGACAUAGGUAAGGUUUCAUAUCCAACUGAUCAGGAUGACAUUUGCCAUAUGCCUCUGCAUGAGCGAGAUAUUGGAAUUUCUACGCAGCCAAAGUUAAUUAGUGAGCAUGAUCACAAAGAAAUACAAGAGAUAUCAUCUGUAACCUACACUCCACUGCUUGAGCAGGAGAGUGGAAUGGAAAUGGACCCAACUGAUAAGCAAAUCCCAGUCUCUGUUCUUGACUCAUUUUUGGAAGAGGAUCCUGUAACUUCAGCAAAGUGCUUAAUUUCUGCAGAUCCUGAGCUGGAGCCUAGAAGCCUCCACUUCAAGGAACCGGAUGAUUCACGCACUCUAGAGAAUCCAUUGGAUGCAGAAGUCUUUAGUCAGGCGGAAAUUAUUGAACCUAGUUCUGGUAAGAUACAGACAAAGGGCCUUACCCAUGUUGAUGCUUUUCACAUUCAAGUGGAUAAAGAGGAUGAGGCUGAGUUCAAUUAUGUGAGGGAUGUAUUGAAUAAAUCUGGUUUUAUUGGUGAGUUUCUUGGAACAUGGUACUCUCCCUACCUACAACUGGACCCCUUACGGCUUGGAGAGGUGGACGGCCUACCUCAUGAAUUUGACAUUGCAACAUAUAACCAUGACAUGUCUCCUGAUAACGAGCUUUUGUUUGAUCUAAUCAAUGAAGUUUUAUUGGAAAUUUAUGAAACAUCAUUUGCUAGUACCCCCUGGCUCUCGUGCUUUGGUUCUCAACGUAGACCAAUGUUUGGGGUAUGCAAUAUCCUUAAAGAAGUGUGGACAAAAAUUAGCUGGCGUCUUAGUUUACAAAAACAGUUAAAUUACACUCUUCAAAGUAUAGUGGCUCGAGAUUUUGCCAAGAAUGAUGGAUGGUUGAACCUCCAGUGGGAUGCAGAGUGUGUAGGGAUAGGGUUGGAGGAUCUGAUACUGGCUAAUUUGCUAGAUGAGCUUAUACUUGAGUUUGAUGAUACCUCAUAUCCUCAGUUUGUAUCUUCCUAGUUCAAUUGUGUGUUGUACAUAUUAGUAUAGAAAUAUUCUUUUCUCCAUUUUUCUUGUGUAACAUACAAGUAUUUUAUGCCAUUCUUCAUAUACAUCUGUACAGAUGUGAAGUGAAAUACCUGUACCAUAAUUUUGGAAAUGAAGAGUUGAAUUCAAAUGUUCUGUUG